AUGGUCAAGCUCGAGGAGGUCAUGGAUGAGGAGUUUAUGCGCGAGCAGGAUGGACCUCAUGACGACGAUGAAUGGGAUACCGACUCCGAGUCGGACACAUCUUCCAUCCAUUCGCUCCACCCGGACGAAACGCUCUACGAGCGCGUGCUCGCCCUCCAAGACAUAAUCCCCGCAUCUACACGUCGGUCCAUUUCGUCAAAAGUAAACACCACCACAUCAUGGUUCAAGUCGGGGCUGCUGAUGGGCGGCAAGACGCUGUGGGUGGUGAGCACGAGUGCGCUGCUGUUGGGCGUGCCGUGGGCGCUGGCGUACAGCGAGGAGCAAAUGAUUGUUGAGCAGGAGAGGGCCGAGCUUAUGCAGCAGAGGGCACAGAAUGAGUUCAUGGCUCCUGGUACACCGACCCCGGGCAUGCCGCAAGGCGCGAAGCCCGCCUUGUAA
Messenger RNA from Cucurbitaria berberidis CBS 394.84, 438 nucleotides. Its product is annotated as mitochondrial import translocase, subunit Tom22. The transcript is spliced from 3 exons. The coding region runs from base 1 to 438 and encodes 145 amino acids. The record is from RefSeq and is a predicted model, not a curated record. Gene Ontology annotation, biological process: intracellular protein transport. Lineage: Eukaryota; Fungi; Ascomycota; Dothideomycetes; Pleosporales; Cucurbitariaceae. Gene Ontology annotation, cellular component: mitochondrial outer membrane.